GAGUCAUAAAGCUGAUCGAAGAGCACAUGCUCCGUCCUUGCUCUCAUGGUUGGGGCUUACUCAGAGACGAACAAGACAAGGAUAAAAAGGUUUCUUGCAAGCAACUUUUUGAUUCAUAAGAAGGCAUUGCUCUACCUGUCUACCACUCCACUCCAUUCCCCACCGGCGAGAGAGAUUGAGAGAGAGAGAUUGAGAUAGAGCUGAAGACAUGGAGGGCAAGCGCACCGACCAGGCAAAGCUCAGCACGAUGCACCCAAAGGUUAUCUGCUGCAAGCUCUACAUCUCUGAAAGCCAAAAUGCGGCUGUUGUCGAUGCCAUCAGCCGCAUAGGCCAGAAAGACCCUGAGGUGGUUUUGCUCAGCAAGUUCGAGGACGAGUACUACAACCGUGUCCGCUAUACGCUCGCCUCCUACAUCACCAGCGAAAGCUCAACCGGUGAAGCUGUAUUUAGCCCAAUCAGGAAGGUGUUGCUGGCGAUGAUCGAGGCUGCAUUUUCAGCCAUAAAUCUCGAAGUACACAGUGGAACUCAUCCAAGGAUUGGCGUCGUCGAUGACAUGUCGUUCCACCCCUUGAGCCAAGAGGCCACAAUGGAGGAUGCUGCUCAGCUGGCUAAGUUGGUCGCCUCUGACAUUGGCAAUGGCUUGCAAGUUCCGGUGUUCCUCUACGCGGCAGCACACCCCACCAGCAAGAGCGUCAGUGCAAUACGGCGUGAGCUUGGCUACUACCGGCCAAAUCACAAGGGUGUCCAAUGGGCAGGCCAGGUGCUCCCUGAUACUCUACCAGUGAAGCCAGAUGUGGGCCCAGCUCAUGUUUCUAGUAAAAGAGGUGCCACCAUGGUCGGAGCAAAACCUUUCGUCGAGAGCUACAAUGUGCCGAUAUUCUGCAAGGAUGUCCCGACCGUGAGAAGGAUCACCCGGAGGGUCACGGGACGGAGCGGAGGGUUCCCGACGGUGCAGGCGCUUGCUCUCUUCCAUGGCGACAAUUGCACGGAGAUCGCGUGCUUGCUGGAUCCAGACCAUGUUGGUGCCGAUCAGGUUCAGUGGCUGGUGGAGCAGAUUGCAGGAGAGCAAGGGCUUGAGGUUGACAAGGGCUAUUUCACCGACCUGUCCAAGGACAUGAUGCUGGAAAGGUACUUCAAGAUGGUUUCUGCAGCUGAUUGACAUGUGCACAAUUUCCUUCUUGCAAUCAUGCAUGUCUGCACUUCCGUGUAUGCUGCUGUUUAAACUGUGGCGCCAAUUGGGCCCUGGACCGACCAAUUCCAACAUUUUGUAUAUAUACUUAGUUAUAUCUGCA
Triticum dicoccoides is the source of this 1292-nucleotide messenger RNA. RefSeq lists its product as uncharacterized. The coding region runs from base 209 to 1159 and encodes 316 amino acids. Lineage: Eukaryota; Viridiplantae; Streptophyta; Magnoliopsida; Poales; Poaceae. The transcript is spliced from 3 exons. The record is from RefSeq and is a predicted model, not a curated record. Gene Ontology annotation, molecular function: transferase activity; folic acid binding.